AUGCCCAGUAGGAAACGAAGACUUUCAAGCUAUGACGACAGUUCCAAACGAAUCCGCUUGGACAGCUUGUUUAGCUCGUUGUCUCUUGACGAUCAAGAAGAGCUAGAAGUUAAUCCAGGUCUAGAUCAUGCUCCAUCCACAGAUGAUAUCAAUUCAUACAUUGUGAAAAAAUUAGCAUUGCAAUACAUGGAUGCACAAAAAGCACGUAUGUCACUUAUUAAGUACUAUGACUGGCGCAUCCUAGUAGUAUAUAACUUUCAGAGAUGGGCUUUACGACUAUUCAAUCGAUUUUGGCGUCGCUACAACCGUGCGCAUGGCCGCAAACAAUUUAAAACAUUCCGAUUUUACCACCAAAUCAUGGACCUAUUGAGCCAGACUCGUUCAAUAACAUUGAACCAUCUAGCGUCAAUUUUGGACCAAGAAAACCGACUCGAACAACUGCAGCUCAAGAGACGCCAACAAGCACGAACAGAUAAAGAAGAGGCAAUGUUGCAUAAGGAUCUAGGCUAUAACUACUGGGACACUUUCGAGGGCUUUGAUAGUGAUGAGGAAAUGAUGGAGAUAGAAAUCGACGGUGUCGAAGAAGAAAUGGAAGAAUAA
Messenger RNA from Meyerozyma guilliermondii ATCC 6260, 600 nucleotides. RefSeq lists its product as uncharacterized. The record is from RefSeq and is a predicted model, not a curated record. The coding region runs from base 1 to 600 and encodes 199 amino acids. Lineage: Eukaryota; Fungi; Ascomycota; Pichiomycetes; Serinales; Debaryomycetaceae. The transcript has a single exon.